CCGUCUUUUUUCGUUCCAAAAACCUAAUCUCUCUCUUGUCCAUCUUCUGAAAAUUUUAGAAACACUAUAAACCCAAACUCAAACCCCUUUCUCCAUUUUCUCAUCUUCUUCACAAAACCUAAUUCUCCAACAAACUCUUCGUUAAACCCUAGAAAGACACGCAAAAACUUUCCUUCUUCUUCUUCCCUCUUCACCAUGUCUUCUUCUCCUCCCCGUCGCCGCCACACUAGGUCUCGUUAUUGGCCCCCUGAUCUAUAUCAUCAUCCAUGUGAUCUUCGCAGUUAUAGAGGAACUUAUGCCAUCCAAAUCAAAGAUUUCGAAGACAAAGGUCCAAAACAUAUGUUUCAGCAAUUUGUGCGAUUCAAGGUUCAGCAGGUUUACAUGCCACCAACUAACAUACCUUUCGCGUUUGUUCGAUUUCUGACGAGAGCAGAUGCUGACGCAGCUCUUAAUUUCUGCCGUGGGAAGUUUGAUGCCUCCUUUUAUAAAUAUGAUCCCCAGAAACGUUAUAUAAAACCUCAGGGUGCAAGGGUUCAGCAGGUAAGGCAGGAGAAACAGGUACCAGAGCCUACGCUAAAGAGAGUAGUUGAUCUGCCUGUAAGGGAGAACGAGCAUGCAGAGGAUUCAAAGCCCAAAAGAAAGAGAGGUGAUGAGGCGAUGAGGGAGGAGAAGCGUGUAGAGGAACGUGAGCUUAAGAAGACAAGAGUUCAUCAUGCCCAGCCAGGAGAUUCUAAAAAGCCUGAGACAAGAGUUCAUCAUGCCCAGCCAGUAAGGGAGGAGGAGGAAGUGAAGAAAGCAGACCAAGGAGAUUCUAAAAAGCCUGAGAGAAAGAGACGUCCACAAGGUGUAUAUGUACCCCCUUCCCGGCGAUAACUCGAGCCAACAAAUUAAGACAGCAAAACAAAAAUAGAAGCAAAGGUGAGACAAAGUCAUUGUUUAUAAGAUAGUGGUUUGAAAAGGUACAAAAGAUAGAGGGAUUAUAUUUCGUUACGAGCUUAGCUACCUAUAUGUGGGAAUCAGGGGAAUCACCAUAGGUUGGAUUUGAUCAUCUACCACAUUGUCAGUAUUUCCUGGGGUUCUUCUAUUUCCUUUUUUCUUUUCUUUUGGACGUUGCUAUUACUAUUUACUAUAGCGAAAUUCAUACAUUAGGGGUUAUCUGAGAAGAGGUACAGUACUUGUUGAGCAGUACGUUGACUGACGGACAAAAAGAGAGACGCGGACAGAAUUGUUUGUUUGUUGGACUGGGAAAUUUAAUCGUAUUCAUCGAUUUUUCAUUUUACUUCAUUCU
Molecule: messenger RNA, 1288 nt
Organism: Papaver somniferum (opium poppy)
Lineage: Eukaryota; Viridiplantae; Streptophyta; Magnoliopsida; Ranunculales; Papaveraceae
Exons: 3
Coding region: 196-873 (225 amino acids)
Molecular function (GO): nucleic acid binding
Source: RefSeq, a predicted model, not a curated record